This is a messenger RNA of Pelmatolapia mariae (spotted tilapia), 957 nucleotides long. Its product is annotated as Fc receptor-like protein 5. The annotation marks the transcript as partial. Gene Ontology annotation, molecular function: transmembrane signaling receptor activity. The record is from RefSeq and is a predicted model, not a curated record. NCBI's taxonomy places the organism in Eukaryota, Metazoa, Chordata, Actinopteri, Cichliformes, Cichlidae. The transcript has 7 exons. Gene Ontology annotation, biological process: cell surface receptor signaling pathway. Gene Ontology annotation, cellular component: plasma membrane.
ACAUCUGUGCUGUGUCUGCUCUUUCUGAUCUCACUGCUGAGCUGCACAACAAACCAAGCUCGUCUGACUGUGAGUCCCAGCAGCUCUCAGUUCUUUGAAGGAGACUUUGUGUCUCUGAGCUGUGAGGAGGACGACAGCUCUGCUGGAUGGACUCUGAGGAGAAACACAAGCAAACCAAACAUCACCCAGUGUGGAGAUGGGUGGGGAAAACCAGCUGGUUCUUCCUGUAAAAUCAGGUACAUGUACCCAUUGGACAGUGGAGUUUACUGGUGUGAGUCCAGAGAGGGUCCCAUCAGUAACAUGGUUAACCUGACAGUCACUGGUGGAUCGGUGAUCCUGCAGAGUCCUGUCCUCCCUGUGAUGGAGGGAGAUGACGUCACUCUGCUCUGUAAAACAAAGACCACUCCCUCCAACCUCCCAGCUGCUUUCUAUAAAGAUGGCUCCCUCAUCAGGAAGCAGCCUACAGGUCACAUGACCAUCCAGCAUGUUUCCAGGUCUGAUGAAGGCCUCUACAAGUGUGACAUCAGCGGUCAUGGAGAGUCUCCAUCCAGCUGGAUCACUGUCACAGACAAACACACCGCAACACCUCCACCUACAUCCACACCUCCACCUACAUCCACACCUCCACCUGGUUCCACCUCCAUCACUCUUCCUCCUGUUCUUUCUGUGUUGUUGGUGUCCUCUGUUGGAUUAGUCUGUUUUGUGGCUCUACUGGUUUUACUGGUUCUGCUGGUGAGAACAUGUGUUCACAGGAAACCUGAAGCAAAGAACUGUAAAGCCAAGGUACAGUGUUCCGAGUGCAACGAUGAGAAGCACUGUACGGCUCUCCACCCAGGACCAGCUCCCUGGCUAAAAGAAGCCGAACCGGCAGCAGAGCAUGGCGGGGAGCCUGACAUCAUUGAAUCAGAGGAAAUCACUUCUAAAUGCACUCAGCAGACCACCCACAUCAAGCAGUAA